GCCAUGGCGAUGAGAGGCGCUUCCGGGCGGGAAUUUCGGCGUUGCGGCGGAUGACAGCGGCCGCGCCAUGGCGCAGCGCAUCCUGCAGCUGGCGGCCGAGGAGAGCCCCGAGCGGCUCCAGGAGGCUCUUCAGGGCCUGGCGGAGGGCGAGCUGGGUGACAUGGUAACGAGGCAGGCCCUGAGGGGCAGGGAGACGGCAGCGCUGCUCAGGGGGAUCUUCAGAGGCUCCCCAUGUUCCCAGCAAAGCGGUGUUCUCAGGAGGCUACAGGUUUACAAGCACUGUGUCCCACUUGUGGAAUCAGGAGAUCUGCAUGUGGGCAAAGUGUCCGAAAUCAUAGGGCUGCUGAUGCUGGAGGCUCGCCAGCUGCCAGGCCAUGCGUUGGCUGAACUUGCCACCUUGUUUGUUGAAGUUAUUAAGGGAGGCAGCCUGUCUAAUGGGAAAUCCCUGGAGUUGUUUUCCACUGUUCUUACUGCAUUGUCCAACUCUAAGGAGAGCCUGGCUUAUGGGAAAGGUGAACUGAAUGGGGAAGAAUUUAAGAAACAGCUGAUAAAUACCCUCUGCUCCAGCAAGUGGGAUCCUCAGUGUGUAAUACAUCUUGCCAACAUGUUCAGGGAUAUUCCACUCUCAGGAGAGGAGCUGCAGUUUGUGGUGGAAAAGGUCCUUAGGAUGUUCUCCAAAUUAGACCUGCAGGAAAUACCCCCCCUGGUCUAUCAGCUGCUGCUGCUUUCUGCAAAGGGCAGUAAGAAAACUGUUUUAGAAGGAAUCAUCAGUUUUUUCAAUCAGCUGGACAAGAGACAAAAGGAAGAACAGAGGGUUCCACAAUCAGCAGACCUUGAGGUAGCCACGCUGCCCCUAGACCAGCUCCGCCACGUGGAAGGUACUGUUAUCCUCCACAUUGUUUCUGCUAUCAGCCUGGAUCAGGACAUUGGUGAGGAGCUAAUCAAACAUCUAAAGACAGAGCAACAGAAGGACCCUGGUAAAGCCCUGUGUCCCUUCAGUGUGGCCCUUUUGCUUUCGAUUGCGGUGAAACACAGACUGCAAGAGCAGAUAUUUGAUUUCUUGAAAACAUCAAUCACAAGAAGCUGCAAGGACCUGCAGUUCCUACAGGCCUCCAAGUUUCUGCAGGAUUUGUGUCCUCAGCAAUAUGAUGUAACAGCUGUAAUUCUGGAGGUGGUGAAAAAUAGUGCAUUUGGCUGGGACCAUGUUACUCAGGGACUGGUAGAUCUCGGCUUCAGCCUAAUGGAAUCAUAUGAACCAAAAAAGUCCUUUGGAGGGAAAGCUGCUGAGACCAAUUUGGGCCUUUCAAAAAUGCCAGCGCAGCAGGCUUGCAAACUGGGAGCGAGUAUCCUGCUGGAAACAUUUAAGGUCCAUGAGCCCAUCAGAAGUGAUAUUCUUGAGCAAGUCCUGAACAGAGUCCUCACAAAAGCAGCAUCUCCUGUCAGCCACUUCAUAGACUUGCUGUCCAAUAUUGUCGUGUCUGCUCCUCUUGUGCUUCAGAACUCAUCCUCCAGAGUCACAGAGACCUUUGACAAUUUGUCCUUUCUGCCCAUUGACACAGUGCAAGGGCUCCUCCGGGCAGUACAGCCCCUGCUCAAAGUCAGCAUGUCAGUGAGGGACUCCCUGAUACUUGUUCUCCAGAAGGCUAUCUUUUCCAGGCAGCUUGAUGCUCGUAAAGCUGCAGUUGCUGGUUUUUUGCUUCUGUUAAGAAAUUUUAAGAUUCUGGGCAGCUUGACUUCUUCCCAGUGCAGCCAGGCCAUUGGUGCCACUCAGGUCCAGGCAGAUGUUCAUGCCUGCUAUAAUUCUGCAGCUAAUGAGGCCUUCUGCCUUGAAAUCCUGGGCAGCCUGAGGCGAUGUCUGAGCCAGCAAGCGGAUGUCCGACUCAUGUUAUACGAGGGCUUUUAUGAUGUCCUACGCAGGAACUCCCAGCUGACCAGCUCUAUUAUGGAAACUCUUUUGUCCCAGAUAAAGCAAUACUACUUGCCCCAGCCAGACCUCCUGCCUCCACUGAAACUUGAGGGAUGUAUAAUGGCUCAAGGAGAUCAAAUCUUUUUGCAAGAACCACUGGCCCAUCUGCUCUGCUGCAUCCAGCACUGUUUAGCCUGGUAUAAGAGCACUGUACAUCUAUGCAAAGGAGGUGAAGACGAGGAGGAGGAGGAUGUGGGAUUUGAGCAACGCUUUGAAGAGAUGCUAGAAUCUGUCACACGACGGAUGAUCAAGAGUGAGCUGGAAGACUUUGAACUGGAUAAAUCAGCAGAUUUUUCUCCAUCUUCUGGUGUUGGUGUAAAGAAUAACAUCUAUGCCAUCCAGGUGAUGGGAAUUUGCGAGGUCUUGAUUGAGUACAAUUUCAACACGGGGAAUUUCAGUAAGAACAGAUUUGAAGAUGUCCUAGGCCUGUUUACAUGCUACAGCAAACUCUCCGAAAUCUUGAAGGAGAAAACUGGAAAGAACAAAUCUGCCUUGGGCAACAAAAUUGCACGGAGCUUCCUCUCUAUGGGUUUUGUGUCUACGCUGCUCACAGCUCUGUUCAGGGACAAUGCCCAAAGCCACGAGGAGAGCCUGGCAGUUCUGCGCUGCAGCACGGAGUUCUUGCGCUAUGCUGUCAGCGUGGCACUACAGAAGGUGCAGCAGCUGGAGGAGACGGGACAGACUGACGGCCCGGAUGGACAAAACCCUGAGAAGGUGUUUCAGAACCUCUGCAAAAUCACACGGGUUCUUCUUUGGAGGUACACUUCAAUUCCCACUGCUGUUGAAGAGUCAGGGAAGAAGAAAGGCAAAAGCAUCUCCCUGCUGUGCUUGGAAGGCUUGCUGCGGAUCUUCAACACCAUGCAGCAGCUGUACACUGCUAGGAUCCCCCAGUUUCUACAGGCCCUGGAUAUUACUGAUGGUGACGCAGAAGAAGCGGAUAUUAAUGUCACAGAGAAAGCUGCCUUCCAGAUCCGACAGUUUCAGAGGUCUCUGGUGAACCAGCUCAGUAGCUCUGAAGACGACUUCAACUCCAAGGAAACACAGUUACUCAUCACAAUUCUCUCCACUUUGUCCAAACUCCUGGAUCCAGGCUCUCAGCAGUUCCUUCAAUUCCUUACUUGGACAGUCAAAAUUUGCAAAGAAAAUGCUUUAGAGGAUCUCUCUUGCUGUAAGGGUUUGCUGACUUUGCUUUUCAGUCUCCAUGUUCUGUACAAGAGUCCUGUCAGUCUGCUGCGUGAACUUGCACAAGAUAUCCAUGCUUGCCUGGGAGACAUAGAUCAGGAUGUAGAAAUAGAGAGUCGGUCCCAUUUUGCCAUAGUGAACGUGAAGACUGCAGCCCCUACUGUCUGUCUACUGGUUCUGGGGCAGGCAGAUAAGGUCCUUGAAGAGGUGGAUUGGCUUAUCAAGAGGCUUACCAUUCUGGGAUCAGACACAUCAGAAGACUCGACUCAGGCAUCAAACCAAACCCAGGCUCUGGAGAAAGGUGUGAUUCUGCAGCUGGGAACUCUGCUGACAGUUUUUCAUGAGCUGGUGCAGACAGCACUUCCUGCAGGGAGCUGUGUAGACUCACUGCUGAGAAGCCUCAGCAAGACAUACACAAUCCUCACCUCCCUCAUCAAACAUUACAUCCAAGCUUGCCGCAGCACCUCAAACACGGUUCCGGGGAGGCUAGAAAAGCUGGUGAAGCUCUCAGGUUCCCAUUUGACCCCACAGUGUUACUCAUUCAUUACUUAUGUACAGAACAUCCAUAGUGAGAGCUUAAGCUUUGCAGAAGAGAAGAAAAAGAAGAAGAAAGAAGAUGAAACUGCUGCAGUCUCCACAGUCAUGGCUAAGGUGCUUCGGGAGACCAAGCCAAUCCCAAACCUGAUUUUUGCUAUAGAGCAAUAUGAGAAGUUCCUUAUCCAUCUUUCUAAGAAAUCAAAGGUGAACUUGAUGCAAUACAUGAAGCUCAGCACCUCCCGGGACUUCCGCAUCAACGCGUCCCUGCUAGACAGCGUGCUGCAAGAGCACAACACAGAGGAUGCUGAAAAUGAACCAGACAACAACCAGUCCAGCACAGCAGAGCAGCCAGAUGAAAACCAGGAACCCCAAAAGAAAAGAAGGCGAAAAAAAUAAAAAGUGGUUGCAGCUGCUGCCACCUCCUACAGUUUCUGUGCUGUGGCAGCUUCACCUUGGUCUUGGUCUGCAUGUACAGAGAUAACUGAUGGUCUUUCCUGCCAAAUACUCAAGACUUCUUUCUUCAUCCCCACGGAUGUGCAAGCAGUUACUCUGUCAGGUAUCUCAGGUUUUAAAGCUGGCUGCUGCCCGUUCAAAGAUGCGUGUUCUGCCAUUCAAAUGUGCUGCUAUGAAAAUCUUCCCCAGGAACAUCCUUUUCUUACCCAGAGAAGGAAGUGGCGCAACCAGGAUCAGUCCCUGCCAUGUUUGUGCUUCUGAAAGGACAGCCAGGCUCCUGGGUGCUCUCUGGACAACUUGCACAUUCUGACACUCUCACGUUAUCACUUCUUCUCCAGUGACCCUUUAGUUAUUUCAAUUAUCUGAUAUAUAUCCAGUGCUUCUCCUGGAAGACAAUGGGACAAUCAGUUCCUUGUGUUCUACAGUAUACUUAGACUGUACAGCUUCAGAGUAAGAGAGUAACAGCCACUCUUUGCUUUUGGUACAGAGCAUGUAGCAACUAUGGGGCAAGAAGCCUUAAAUUUAUUCAAACUUCUGUUUUGUGCAGUGCUGGGAGUGCAAAAAACAGCACCAGGAGGAAGCUGGAAACGAGGACUGUUCUCCCUUGAAGCUUGCUGCUGUGCAUAGCUCCUGAGGAGACAGGUGACAGCUUCCUCUGGAGAGCCAGCAGCAUGGGCUGCGUUACGCUUCUGCUGACCCUGAUGCAUUGCACUUGUUUAAUUUGCUUUGUUAUUGACCCAACAGGUAUUUUUUCCACAGGCACGCUUUGCCUGUAAAACUCUUAAUAAAGGCUGCCUAAGGGUGAAGUGUC
Molecule: messenger RNA, 4949 nt
Organism: Meleagris gallopavo (turkey)
Lineage: Eukaryota; Metazoa; Chordata; Aves; Galliformes; Phasianidae
Gene: FANCI
Product: FA complementation group I
Biological process (GO): DNA repair
Molecular function (GO): DNA polymerase binding
Source: RefSeq, a predicted model, not a curated record